Adineta steineri is the source of this 921-nucleotide messenger RNA. Lineage: Eukaryota; Metazoa; Rotifera; Eurotatoria; Adinetida; Adinetidae. The record is from the annotation of a GenBank genome assembly.
AUGUCACUUCUACAUAUUGCUCAAAACUUUACUGUAUAUGGUGGUUUAGUUUUACUUGUUGCAGGUGUUGUGGGAAAUACUAUAAGUAUUUAUAUAUUUUCAAGUGUUGGUACUUAUCGUACAGCUCCAUGUGGAUUCUAUUUUAUGGUUGAAUCAAUAUUUAACAUUCUUUACAUAUUAAUUAAUUUGACUAGCCGUAUUGUUAGUGUAGGUUUUGCAUAUGACUUAACUGCAACUUCAGUAGUAUGGUGCAAAACACGAAAUUUCUUUGUAGCUACUCUUGGUCUAGUUACUUUUACUUGUUCAUGUUUAGCUACAAUUGAUCAAUUUUUUGCUACAUCAAGAAGUGUUUCUUUACGUCAAUGUAGCAAUUUGAAAUGGGCACAUCGAAUAGUUUUAAUUGCUAUAAUUGUUUGGUGUUUACAUGGUAUUCCAAUUCUUAUGUACUAUGAUAUUAUACCAACUUUAAAAAGUUGUGGAUCUACUAGUAAAGCAUUAACAACCUAUAUUCCAAUAUUUGUUUGUGUUCUUCUUUGUGGUAUUCCAAUCUCAUUCAUGAUCAUAUUUGGAUUUUUAACUUAUAGAAAUAUUCAACACAUAAGAGCUCUUGCUGAACAACGUGCUGAUCGUCAAUUUACGCAAAUGUGUUUGAUUAAAGUAGUUCUUAUUAUUAUUACAAACACUCCAUUUGGUUCUUAUACUGCUUAUGGUUUAAUUACAAGUGGUAUGACUAAAGAUCUCAAUAGACAAAUGCAAGAAUAUUUAGCUGCAUCAAUUCUCAGUGUAUUAAAUUAUACCUAUUAUGUUGGAAGUUUCUACAUGUUCUUGAUUUCAUCGAAACGUUUUCGUCAGACAGUGAAAACUCGUAUAUUUUGUUGGCAUGGAUUAAAUCAAAUAAAUCCAUCCGCGACCUUCACAUGA